Molecule: messenger RNA, 810 nt
Organism: Seriola dumerili (greater amberjack)
Lineage: Eukaryota; Metazoa; Chordata; Actinopteri; Carangiformes; Carangidae
Gene: medag
Product: mesenteric estrogen dependent adipogenesis
Exons: 5
Coding region: 83-736 (217 amino acids)
Source: RefSeq, a predicted model, not a curated record
AGGUUAUUAAAGCUGCGGACUGGAGUCAGGCAAAAAUAAGAUCAACAGCAGCGGCCGCAGCAGCAAGGGAUCAAGGAGAAAAAUGCGUGACACCGUGACGUCGAAGAAAGUGUCCCACAGCAGGAUGAGGGUGACAGAGGUGGAAGAGUUUCUGAGAGAACCUCCGGCAGGUUUCUCCGUGAAGGCUCUCGGCUCCGGUUACCGAGUCCACAGCGACCCGGAGAAGAGCCUGGUGCUCAUCGACGACUUCUUCUCCUGCAGAGGGAAAAUUGUUUUCGAGAACUCGCUGGGAAGGAAAGUUAAAAUGCACAAUUUAUGGGAGUACACCAGCAUGAGAAAGAGGCUGCUGUCCAAGAGGAGCUAUCUGCUCAUGUCUGCCUGCCAGGAAAACUGCUCAGCGAACAACAAGAAGGCAGCCAGGGAGGUCAGAGUGCUGAAGCAGUACGUGGUGUCCAUCGACGGCAACGAUCCUUUAAUCAAGUGGCAGAUGGAGAAAGGCCUGGACUGGACCAUCUCUUCAGUCGCUGGGGAAAGCUACAGGGUGGACAUUGACUUGACUCAAGCACUGGACAGCUGGGCUGCAAAAAACAUCCACAUCAAAACCGACAAACUAAUAAAAGUCAAACCAGUCUGGAGAGAUGCCUCCUUCACCCUCAAAUACUACUCUGACGCCCUCUUUGAUUUCCCACACUGGUUCGGCUUCAGCAAAAGAAACUUUAAGUUGAGCCUGACCUGAGCCAGCAGUGGAUGAGGAGGUCGGAAAAGUCAAGUUUACCUGCUCAGUUUUUUGGUGGAAGCUCGGUCUGUUUC